ACUUACUCCUUCUUUCUCUUUCUUUCUCAAUAUCUAGACAAGCCAAAACCAACAUCAACAAAAGCAGAAUCUUCCCAAUUGCAGAAACCCCCCUUCUCAGCCUUCUCUUCACCUUCUCUUUCCCAAAACUCAUGGAACGUUCUGUCAUCGAACGUCUUGAUUUUGGGAAGAUGGGAUACGGGUGCAAGCAUUACAGAAGAAGAUGCAGGAUUCGAGCUCCAUGUUGCAAUGAGCUCUACUCUUGCCGUCAUUGUCAUAACGAGGCAACGAGCAUGCUGAGCAAACCUCUUGAUCGUCACGAACUCGUUCGCCAGGAUGUUGAACAUGUUGUUUGUUCAGUUUGUGAUACAGAGCAGCCAGUUGCCCAAGUUUGUACAAACUGCGGUGUCAGAAUGGGAGAAUAUUUUUGCAGCAUCUGCAAAUUCUUCGAUGAUGAGACCGGGAAAGAACAUUUUCAUUGUGAUGAUUGUGGGAUAUGCAGAGUUGGUGGUCGUGAGAAUUUUUUCCACUGCAAAAAGUGUGGGUCUUGCUAUUCAAAUGGUCUGCGUGAUAAUCAUUUGUGUGUGGAGAACUCCAUGAGGCAUCAUUGUCCCAUUUGCUAUGAGUACCUUUUUGACUCAUUGAAAGACACUGCUGUUAUGAAAUGUGGUCACACGAUGCAUUCUGAAUGUUACCACGAGAUGAUAAAGCGUGACCAGUAUUGUUGUCCCAUAUGCUCCAAGUCGGUAAUUGACAUGUCUAGGACAUGGAAGAGAAUUGACGAAGAGAUUGAAGCAACUGUCAUGCCUGAGGACUAUCAGAACAGAAAGGUUUGGAUACUCUGUAAUGACUGCAAUGAUACAACUGAAGUUUACUUCCACAUUAUUGGGCAUAAAUGUGGUCACUGCAACUCAUACAAUACUCGUGCAAUAGCUCCUCCUGUUCUUCCUCAAUGACUAGAUUCUUUUGAUUUUCGAGACAGAUCUUUUGAUUUAUGGCUCAAUUAUUGUAGAGCCUAAUUUGAUUCAUGAUCAUCAUCAUCAUCAAGAUUAAUGAUGUAUUGUGGCCUAAAUUUUCUUGGACUAGUGGUAAUGUUAUGAGCCACUAAUUGGUCUGAUGCAAACAUGUGUAUACAGGGCAAUGUGUUUGAACAUCCCGAGGGGCUAGUAAUUGUGCUUGCCAGUGAUGCAUUGAUGUGGGGGAACACUGAUUGUUUUUGUGUUACUGAACUGAAUUCAUUCAUCACAAUAUUGGU
Molecule: messenger RNA, 1234 nt
Organism: Vigna umbellata (rice bean)
Lineage: Eukaryota; Viridiplantae; Streptophyta; Magnoliopsida; Fabales; Fabaceae
Product: E3 ubiquitin-protein ligase MIEL1-like
Biological process (GO): protein ubiquitination; ubiquitin-dependent protein catabolic process
Cellular component (GO): nucleus
Molecular function (GO): zinc ion binding; ubiquitin protein ligase activity
Source: RefSeq, a predicted model, not a curated record